AUGCAAGUGAAGCACUACAAAACGCUGCUGGCUUCUCAGCCAGGAUUUGCCCGCGUGCAGGCUAUCUGCUGGUCGCCAAAUAACAAACGCCUGGCAGUUGCCGACAACAAUCGUUUUGUAAACCUGUACGACGAGUUUGGCGAGCGGCGCGACAAGUUUCCCACGAAGGCGGCAGAUAACUCGGCUGGAAAGUCGUUUGUGAUACGCGGGAUGGUGUUUUCUCCGGACAGCAGCCGGAUUGCGGUGGCGCAGUCCGAUGGGAUGGUGGCCAUCUACCGGAUUGGACUUGAGUGGGGGGAAAAGAAGGCCAUUUGCAGCAAAUUUCCACAGAGCAAUGGGGUCACCUGCGUGUGUUGGCCGAACACGACGCAGGGAGUGGAGCUUGUUGUCUUUGGGACUUUGGAAGGGAAGGUGAAGGUUGGGAUUUUGAAAUCAAAUAAGUCGCAGUCACUCUACGCACAUGAUCACGCCGUGGUGUCCGUGGCAAAUUACGCCGAUGGGCAGAAAGUCAUCUGUGGUCACUUGGAUGGCUCUGUCUAUCAGUACACGUUUGAUUCCGAGGAGGCAAACGAGGUGGCUGGAUCAAAGAAGAUUUUUCAUCACUCUUGCGCCCCGUAUGUUUUGCUUUGGGGGGAACACAUUUGUGCAGCGGGACAAAAUGGGCAUGUCACUUUCUACGACCGCAAUGGCCAGAAGGUUCAGAACAUUGAUUACAAGGUGGAGGAAGAAGGGGAAUUCACGGUGGGGUGCUUUAAUCCCAGUGGGCAGACGAUUGCUCUUGCGUGCCGGGAGAAGUUUCGUCUUUUUGACUACAACCUGCGCUCCCGCAAAUGGGAAGAGGGAAUUGUAAUAAACCUUCCCAAUUCUUACAGCUUUUCCGCCAUGGCGUGGAAGUAUGAUGGAAGUCGCAUCGUGACAGGAACAUUGACAGGAGCGGUAGACAUGUUUGAUGCCUGCCUGAAGCGGUACCGCCUUCGUGGUGCGUUUGAGUUUACAUACGUCAGUCAUAAUCAAGUUAUUGUGAAGCGACUGGCGACAGGAACCCGUAUUGUGCUGCGCUCGAAUCUGGGCUAUGAGGUCCAACGUGUCAAUGUCUAUCAUGACCGUUACCUGGUGGCCUACACAUCCACGACUCUUCUUGUUGGUGACCUGAUCUCGUGUAAGUUGUCGGAGGUGCCAUGGCGAUUGUCAGGUCGUGAGAAGUUUGUGUUUGAAAACCCGCAGGUUUGCAUGGUAUUUGCGGCAGGGGAGCUUUGUCUGAUUGAGUAUGGCAAGAAAGAACUUCUGGGCACCUGCCGCACGGAGGAGCGCAACGCCCAUCGCAUCUCUGUCCGCGUACAUGAGCCCAACGAUAAUGGCGGAGGAGGUGAGCAACAGGCACGUAAAUUUAUCGCUUAUCUUAUUGAUCGACAAACAAUUCAAAUUGACGAUCUUGGAAGUGGGAUAACCGUCGCACGCGUUACCCACCAAUGCCGGAUUGAUUGGCUUGAACUCAAUUAUCGCGCCAACAAGUUACUCUUUCGUGACAAGCAACAUCAAUUGUUUCUAUAUGACGUAGAGGAGCAAACCCGCACCACAUUGUUGAAUUACUGUACAUAUGUGCAGUGGGUUCCUGGUAGUGAUGUGGUGGUGGCACAGAACCGCGUUGAACUUUGUGUGUGGUAUAGCAUUGAUGCCCCUGACCGUGUUGCCGUUGUGCCGAUUAAAGGUGAAGUGGAGGGUAUUGAGCGUGGCAACGGUAAGACGGAAGUCAUUGUGGACGAGGGCAUUAACACCGUUGCUUACGGUCUGGACGAAGCUCUUAUUGAGUUUGGCACAACCAUGAAGGACCAUGACUAUAACAGGGCAUGUGAUCUGCUUGAUCAGAUUGCUCUCACUCCUGAGACGGAGGCUAUGUGGGCAAAUUUGGCCACCGUGGCACUAAGGGAGAUGAAACUACAAAUAGCCCAGCGUUGCUACGCGGCCCUUGGCGACGUUGCAAAGGUGAACGCAUUGAAUCAUAUCAAUGAACUUGCGGCGGCAGCAGCAAAGGCCAGUGAUGGCCUUACAGAUGGUUACGACCACUACACCGUGCGGGCUGAACUUUUUAUGUUGAACAAGGAGUAUAAGCGGGCUGAGCAGGUAUUCCUUGAAAACGGUAAAAUUGAAGAGGUGAUGGCCAUGUGGGAGGAAAUGAAUCGCUUUGAUGAAAGCAUCAAUGUCGCUGAGGCACGUGGUUGGCCGGAGUUGGCAAAUAAGCGUGCACAAUACUACAAUUGGUUGAUGGAAACAGGCCAGUUUGAGAAGGCCGGCGAACAAAAGGAACGGGAUGGCAAAUUAAUUGAUGCCAUCAAUUUGUAUUUGCGUGGCGGCACUCCCUCACGGGCGGCAAAUGUCGUUUCGGCCAAUGAAUUGAGGCCCGAACCACAACUUCUUGAGGCCAUUGCGGCCGCACUUUUUAAGGCACAAGUGUUUGAAAAGGCUGGUGAUUUCUUUGAGAAACUCAAGAUGGAUGAUCGCGCCAUUGAGGCGUACAAAAAGGGUCAUGUGUACAGCCGUGCAGUGGAGUUUGCAAAACGGGCUCAUCCGGAUCAGGUAGCGGCGCUGGAAGAGGCAUGGGGUGACUACCUUGUUGGGCAGAAACACGUGGAUCAGGCGAUUAAUCACUACAUUGAGGCAAACAAAUACGGCAAGGCCGUGAAGGCUGCGAUUGACUCCCGUCAAUGGAGCAAGGCAGCACACAUUCUUGAGGGCCAGGCAGUGGGCGCCGAUAAUGACAAGACGGUGAAGGGCUUUUACAAAAACAUCGCUCACCAUUACGAGGAGCUACAUCAGUAUGGGGAUGCGGAGAAGUUCUACAUCAAGGCUGGUUCCGUCAAUGAGGCUGUCGAGAUGUACAGUCGAGCGGGGAUGUCCGAUCACAUGUAUCGUGUGGCGCAACGUCAUCUCUCACAACAGCAGCUUGUUGCACUGUUUGUGGAUCAGGCAAAGCAGCUGGAAACAAAGGGUGACUACGCCGGAGCAGAACGCAUUUACCUUAAAGUGAAUGAGCCGGACCAGGCAAUUGUCAUGUACAAAAAGAGUCGUGACUAUACAAAUAUGAUUCGUCUUGUUCAGGCCUAUCGCCCGGAUUAUUUGCUCAAAACACAUCUUUCCCUGGCGGCUCAGUUUGAGAAGGAGAAGAACUUUAAAAUGGCAGAGACACAUUACGUGGCUGGAAAAGACUGGGGACGGGCGGUCAAUAUGUACCGCGACCGUGAAUUGUGGGAGGAUGCCGUACGUGUUGCCAAGGUGCACGGUGGAGCGAAUGCUGCGAAGCAAGUGGUCCUUUCCAACGCCAUGGUGGUAGAAGCCGAGGACGGUGUGCGGCUACUGAUGAAGUUUUCUCUUGUGGAUGCUGGCAUUGAUGCCGCGUUGGAGGCACAGAAAUUUGAUUUGGCUUUGCAAUGGUCACAGCUUGCACAGCCCGCUAAACUCCCUUAUGUGUACCUCAAGUACGCCAUGUACUAUGAGGAUCAAGGGGACUUCCGCAUGGCAGAAGAUGCCUUUUUAAAGUCUGGUAAACCACGUGAGGCGAUUGAUAUGUAUCUGCAUCAACAAGAGUUUGAAAACGCCAUGCGUGUUGCAGAGGGAUAUGAUCAGACGGCUAUCUCUUCUAUUCUUCAGGCAAAUGGACGGGAACUCUUCCAGAAGGGCAAUCAUCGCGAAGCGGAGGCUUUGUUUCUCCGUGCUAACACCCCAGAGCCAUUGCUGAAAAUGUACAUGGAUAGCCGUCUCUACACAGAGGCUCAACGACUGGCAAAAGAACAUUGUCCUGAGAUGCUUGGCGAGAUUGCAAAGCGCAUUGCACUUCAGUCAAAUGACCCGAAAGAGGCAGGUGCAGUGUUGGAGGAACAUGGUGAGUAUCAGCUGGCCGUGGAUACAUACAUCGGCGCCACACCGGAGCGGGUGCCUAAUCCUAACGUUUUGGCCAGUCUCUGGGUGCGUGCGGUGAAGGUGGCUCAGAAGCAUGAUCGUAAUAUGCUUAAGGGAGUCCUUCGCAUUGCCACGGAGAAGUUAAAAGAUGCCAAGCGAUAUGUUGAAGCGGGUAAAUGCCUAGAGGACUGCGAAGACUACAAGGGUGCAAUCAACAUGUAUGUACAGGGCAAGAAGUUUGACCUCGCGGAAUAUCUGGCCAAGCGCAUCAGCCCUGAGUUGGAAGACUACGUGAAGCGGGCCAUUGUGCAGGACAGCAUUGAAAAUGGUGGAAUGAAAGACGCCAAGGUGGUUGAGGAAAUUGAUCCAGAGUUUGCACUCAAGGCUUACAUUGCCAACAACGACUGGGAGAAUGCCAUCCGUAUAGCGAAGCAAUUGACUCCGGAAAAAAUGAAAUACGUGGCAGGGUUGCAGAUGAAGUACCAUCUUAACAAAGAUGAACUAGCAAACGCUCUUGACGUGGUGGAGGAGUUACCACUUGAUACAGGCGACUUUCGCUUCUAUGACACAUGGUUGGAUAUGGCCGAGAAACUCGUUUCCAUGAUGCCACUGAAGGCUGAAAGCAAUUUGAAGUUAGAUGGCUUCCACAGAAGCCUUAUCAAUGUCUCAGAGAGCAUGGCCACAUCUGGACAAAAACCAGAGGAUGUCGAAAGGGCAAAUGCACUGGCACAUAUCAUUCACGCUUAUUACAUGGCCCCACGUAUGUUGGAUCUCUCUUUGGGCGAUUACGCAAUGAAGCUUCUCCUUGGCCUCCCUCGAUGGAUUCCGUAUAUCGCACCAGAAAAGGCUUUUUUUGAUGCCGGCAUGGCUGCAAAGAAUGCUGGAUCAGAUGCCAUUGCGUUUCUUUACCUAAACCACUUUCUUGACAUCACGGAGAAGAUAGCGGAGGGUGCCACCGACAGCUCGAGCAUCGAUGACAGCAAAUUUGACUGCACAGACUUCCCCAAGAAAUACUUACUGCCGAAAUCGUCGAGUGUGGAUGUGGCGGCAGAGGAGGAAGUCAACAAGUGGGUGUUGACCAUUUCCAUUGAGAGUAGUUUUGACCCGCACUUGCCAACAACAAUGGACCCACAAAAUCAUGUGGAGAUGUUUGAGGGUGCACUGCGGUCUCCUGCGGGAGAAAAAUUUCCUGAGUGUGCUGUGACUGGCUACCCAAUUAUUGGCGGGGGGCUGACACGAUGUCGUAACUGCCAGCGACCAGCAAACCCGGAGGAUUGGAAUCGCUACGUUGUUUUAGGCAAACAGUGCCCAUGGUGCGGCGUGGCGGAUUCACCAAACUUUUCGAUGUAG
This is a messenger RNA of Trypanosoma cruzi, 5244 nucleotides long. RefSeq lists its product as uncharacterized. The coding region runs from base 1 to 5244 and encodes 1747 amino acids. Gene Ontology annotation, biological process: intraciliary transport. Gene Ontology annotation, cellular component: intraciliary transport particle B; ciliary basal body; axoneme. NCBI's taxonomy places the organism in Eukaryota, Euglenozoa, Kinetoplastea, Trypanosomatida, Trypanosomatidae. The transcript has a single exon. The record is from RefSeq and is a predicted model, not a curated record. Gene Ontology annotation, molecular function: protein binding.